AUGAAGUUCUUUCUGUUUGCUGUCACUCUCGCUCUCUCGGGCCUCUCCGCCGCCAGAACAGACCUGAGCGGAUGUGUGUCUUCGCUCACUGUCAACCAGUGGGACGAAGCCAGCCUGAUCUGGUACGUGCCAGGAUCGGGUGAAAUCUGCGAUUUCCCUGACUGUGGGGGUGGUCGUGCGCCUCCCAAGACCGACCAGCCAGGCUGCCCCGAAUAUUCAGGCACCGCGACCCUCACCCCCAGCUACCUGCCUGGAUAUGGACCCAGUGGCAAGAUGAGGGCGACUGCAGCCACUGCGUCGGCCACUACGUCAGAAAUCUCCUCGACCUCCGACGCGACAUCCGCUACUGCAUCCUCUUCUGCGUCCUCUUCGACACCCACGGCGAAUACUGUCACUCCAGCGCCAACUACGUCGCCCACGGUCUUGUCGACCACGGUCUUGUCGACCACGGUCUUGUCGACCACGGUCUCGUCGACCACCUCCAGUUCUGCUGGAAAUUCUACUGUUUCAACACCAGCAAGCACUGCCACAAACAACGUUGCGUCCGGUCUUGAGGCCCCCGGAGCUCUGGCCAUGAUCGCUAUGGCGAUCGGCGCGUUGAUCUGA
Molecule: messenger RNA, 606 nt
Organism: Penicillium chermesinum
Lineage: Eukaryota; Fungi; Ascomycota; Eurotiomycetes; Eurotiales; Aspergillaceae
Product: putative cell surface protein
Exons: 1
Coding region: 1-606 (201 amino acids)
Source: RefSeq, a predicted model, not a curated record